This is a messenger RNA of Ylistrum balloti, 1829 nucleotides long. Its product is annotated as voltage-gated hydrogen channel 1-like. Gene Ontology annotation, molecular function: voltage-gated proton channel activity. NCBI's taxonomy places the organism in Eukaryota, Metazoa, Mollusca, Bivalvia, Pectinida, Pectinidae. Gene Ontology annotation, biological process: proton transmembrane transport. The transcript is spliced from 3 exons. Bases 98 to 916 code for a protein of 272 amino acids. The record is from RefSeq and is a predicted model, not a curated record. Gene Ontology annotation, cellular component: plasma membrane.
GUUUUUAUUGUGGUUUCCGUUACCUGCUUUGAGGACCGAAUACAAAUCUCGAUGAAAAUCUUCGAAAAUUGACAUUAACGUCUUAGAAGAGGCAAUUAUGAAGAUUCAGAUGGAGGGUUUUCAUAAAUUACACGAUGACUUGGAGAAAGUUAUUGAAAAAGAUGAUUCCAACAGUUCUAUUACAACAGAUUCUGAUGAAGCAAAACAGGAGUUCCGAACAUUCAGAGAGAGGCUGGUACACAUUCUCCAUACGAACAAGUUUCAGAUCAUUGUGGUGUGUUUUGUCAUUUUGGACUGUCUUCUGGUUAUAGCUGAGCUUCUUCUGGAUAUGAACAUCGUGAAUCUACCAGACCAUGAAAAUCACAUUGCUCCUCAGAUUCUUCACUACUCGAGUAUUGCUAUUCUCUGUUUGUUUGUUAUUGAGAUUAUUGUCCGUAUCUAUGCCUAUCGACUGAGCUUUCUAAAACACAAGAUGGAAGUCUUUGAUGCCAUAAUCGUCAUUGUGUCGUUUGUCCUUGACAUCGUGUUCCGUUCCCACGAAGGUCCUGAAAGUGGCAUUGGCCUCUUGGUGGUGCUAAGAUUAUGGAGGGUCACAAGAAUCCUAAAUGGUAUUGUGAUGUCAGUGAAAAAACAAGCAGAGAAGAGACUCUUGAGAGAGAGACGACUACGCCAGGCUUGUGAACAGGAACUUACAAAAUACAGAGAGUAUUGUUCCACACAAGAACAAGAAAUUGAAAUUCUCCGGGGAAUGUUACGGAAACAUGGUAUUGAGGAUGCCAACAGACUAGACAACCAGCCAGUUGUAAUAAGUACGAUUGAUGUUGUCGCAGAGGUUAAUCAGGUAUCAGACAAAGCAUCAGAAUCAGGCGAGGAACUGAGCUCAGACAAACGCACAGAAAACUCCAAUGGGAGUUGAGUCUGUUGACCAAAUUGAAGAAUUUUUUAGAAGGAGCAUUUGUCUGAUAAUGAUGAGAUUGAAAAGAAAUUUUAAUAGAAAAUGUGUAACAAUAUUGAUUGAUGCUAUUUUUUUGAUGGCAAAUGGUUGUAAUUGUAUCGGAAUUUUAUAUGUACAUUUGUAAUUUGACAAAUUUGUAUUUGUCACCAUUUAAUUGGUAUUAUGCACUUUUUCUGUAUUUUUUUGUACAAAAUGACAGAUUGUUUCUUAUCCCGAAACUGAAAUGUAUCAGCCUUAUAUAAAAUGUAACACUGUUUAAAAGGAUAAAUAUAGGUAAAUCUUCAUGAAAUCAUAGAGAAAAUUUGGGAAAAAAUCAGAUUAAAUUUGGUGUAUUUUCUUCACUCUUUGAGACAUUAAGAGUGAGCUAUCAGUCUUUAUAUACACUGCAGACAAGAUUUAGAACUUUUCUUCGUUAAUUUUUAGUAGAGGUUGUACAAAAAUGCAGUGUUUCCAUUUCCAGUAUUUUUAUAAACUAUUCCUGUAUAAACAACAAUGACAAUGGGAAUUGAAGUUCAAAGCUGAAAUAUUAUCACUGUAGUAACUGAGAUAAUUGAUUUCUGCUUCAUGCCAUCCCUGGUAAAUUCCUUCCUUCUUAAUAUGUUAAACAGUAUUUGUUAUUUGACUUCUUUGUUGUAGUGAUUGUACAUGACUCCAAAGGUAGAAUUUAUAGAAAAAUGUCUUUUCAAAACUGUUCCAGGUUUUAAUAUCAUAAUAUUGUGUAUAUUUCUGCCUUGUGGACGGUAUUAUGAUGUUUCCAUUCACUCAGAACUUAAUUCAGAUUAAUUUUGAAUCUUUUUUGAAAAACUGAGGUAAAACAUCCUACAAAAUGCAUUUUGUUCUGUUUAAUUUAUUAAAAUAAUUAUAACAUAUAAAA